Lepisosteus oculatus (spotted gar) is the source of this 5950-nucleotide messenger RNA. RefSeq names its product A disintegrin and metalloproteinase with thrombospondin motifs 15. Gene Ontology annotation, molecular function: zinc ion binding; metalloendopeptidase activity. NCBI's taxonomy places the organism in Eukaryota, Metazoa, Chordata, Actinopteri, Semionotiformes, Lepisosteidae. Gene Ontology annotation, biological process: proteolysis; extracellular matrix organization. The record is from RefSeq and is a predicted model, not a curated record.
AAGGGAAAUACCUUGCUACUGUAUCUCUUUAAACACAGACACAAAGUGUUAAGUCAUUUAGCGGUCCCUUUUGAAUUUGCUUCCCUGGCACUUUAAACCGUCUGUCCCAGUAGUGGGAGGAAACCGAUUGUCUUGUACAACGUGCUGCAAAGUGAUAAUAAUAUUUGGAGAGCUACAAGUGGCUGAGGUCCUAAACACAAACCAAGAGGCAUGUCCAAUGAGCUUCUCCAGCACCUCCCAAAAACUCUGAUUACAAUUCCUCAAUGUUUACACAUGACGCAAAAGCAUAAAACCCGCAGAAAGAGAGACUCAUUUCAACAGACAGGUAGAAGAUGGAAAUGGAUCGUAUACUGGGGAAAUACAGGAUUUUACGCUGAAAGGACGCACAGCUACAGACCUGCACAGUACCUUGGAUUAUUUAUAUUGCAUGCAUCAAGAUCUUUUUUCAACAGUAGAAUACCUAGCCUGCAAAAUAACAGAAUUUAACGGUUUUUUUAUCAGAACACCCAUUUCAGAACUAACCAUGUUAAUGUUUAUAAGAACCCUUAUUAUUUUGGGGGGUCUUCUGAUGCUAUUCGUCAAAAUUAGCCGUUCCACGGAAAGUGAAAUUGUUAUCCCUCUUAGACUGGAUCAUCACAAUUCUGCAAAGCACAAUUUCUUUAGCGACGAAGAAGAGUCAAGCGAGCAACGGGUUGUCUUUAAAAUUACCGCGUUCAAGCAGGAUUUUUAUCUCAGUCUGUCGCCAGAUUCAAAUUUCCUUGCGCCUUCCGUGAACGCGCACAGCGCUGGUGUAGCUCCCAAUCCGGCUACAAACCCAGACCUGAGUCGCUGCUUUUAUUCAGGUGAAGUCAAUUCCGACGAAGGGUCCUAUGCAGCUCUCAGUGUGUGCAAAGGCUUGCAAGGCGCAUUUGGGUACAGAGGGUCAGAAUACUUCAUAAAUCCCAUUGACAAUGACACGGCAGCCGGAAACACCAGAGGCACAGAAAGAGCGCACGUUGUGCACCGCCGCAGCACUCGUCUCCAAGCCGGCAAUUUUACUUCCAGGUGUGGGGUAGGAUCCGACUUAAACCGGGGUAUUUUAGAAGCUUUGGGAAAAUAUAAAAACAUAAAAGGACAUAACAAAGACAACCUGACCGAAACUAUGUUAAGAACACUGAGCAGAUCCAAACGAUUUGCCUCUAUCCCCAGAUACGUGGAGACCCUAAUUGUUGCCGACGAAUCGAUGGUUAAAUUCCACGGUGACGACCUUAAGCACUACCUCCUGACCCUCAUGUCCGUCGCUGCUAGACUUUACAAGCACCCGAGCAUUCUCAACUCCAUCAACAUCGCAGUGGUGAAGUUUAUGGUGAUAAAUGAAGCUGACAAAGGACCCAAGGUCUCUGGUAACGCAGCCUUGACUUUGCGUAAUUUCUGCACCUGGCAGAAAAAGUUAAACAAAAACAACGACAAACACCCCGAGUACUGGGAUACAGCAAUCCUCUUUACUAAACAGGACCUGUGUGGAGCCACGACGUGUGAUACGCUGGGGAUGGCAGACGUGGGGACGAUGUGUGACUCAAAGAGAAGCUGUUCGGUUAUUGAGGAUGACGGCCUGCCUUCAGCUUUCACUACCGCACACGAGCUGGGACAUGUCUUCAAUAUGCCACACGACAACGUGAAGGCCUGUGAGGAAGUGUUCGGAAAGCUAAAGGACAAUCACAUGAUGUCUCCCACGCUCAUUCAGAUUGACCGCUCCAACCCCUGGUCCGCCUGUAGUGCGGCCAUCGUUACCGACUUCCUGGACAGCGGCCACGGUGACUGUCUGCUCGAUCAGCCACAGAAGCUCCUUGCCCUGCCAGAGGUGCUCCCUGGGACCAGCUACAGCCUGAACCGCCAGUGUGAGCUUGCAUUUGGCAUCGGGUCCAAGCCCUGCCCCUACAUGCAGUCCUGUACUAAGCUGUGGUGUACCGGCAAGGCCCGAGGGCAGCUGGUCUGCCAGACCAGGCACUUCCCCUGGGCCGACGGUACCAGCUGUGGGGAUGGGAAGUCGUGCCUGAGGGGCGUCUGCACCGAAAGACACAACCUGACCAGAAGCAAGGUGGACGGCCGGUGGGGAACAUGGGGCCCAUUCGGCACCUGCUCUCGGACAUGUGGUGGGGGAGUCCAGCUGGCUAAGAGGGAGUGUAACAACCCUGUGCCAGCCAAUGGUGGCAAAUACUGCCAAGGUGUGCGCGUCAGGUACCGUUCCUGCAACCUGGACCCCUGUCCUGACACAGGUAAAAGUUUCCGCGAGGAGCAGUGUGAAGCUUUCAAUGGCUUCAGUCUCAACACGAACAGGCUGACCCCAUCUGUAGUGUGGGUCCCCAAAUACUCUGGGGUAUCGCCCAAGGACAAAUGCAAGCUCAUCUGCAGAGCAAAUGGCACAGGCUACUUCUACGUUCUCGCCCCUAAGGUCGUGGAUGGGACCCCUUGCACUCCCGACUCCUCGUCAGUUUGUGUGCAGGGAAAGUGCAUCAAAGCCGGGUGUGAUGGGAAACUGAGCUCAAAGAAAAAGUUUGACAAGUGCGGCGUGUGUGGCGGAGACAACAAGAGCUGCAAAAAGGUCUCAGGACUAUUUACGAAACCCAUCCACGGUUACAACUUUGUUGUGAUGCUGCCAGUGGGAGCUUCCAACAUUGACAUCCGACAGCGCGGCUACAGGGGGAUUGUGAACGACGACAACUAUCUGGCGGUGAAGAACAGCCAGGGGAAGUACCUGCUGAAUGGGAACUAUGUGGUGUCGGCGGUGGAGAGGGACAUCAUGGUGAAAGGCAGCCUGCUCCGUUACAGCGGGACGGCUACGGCGGUGGAGAUGCUCCAGGCCUUCAAGCCCCUGCAGGAGCCCCUGACGGUGGAGGUCCUCUCGGUCGGGAAAAUGACCCCGCCGCGGGUCCGAUACUCCUACUACUUACCCAAGGAAAACAAGGAAGAAAAGAUGGUGUACAAAAAGGACGGGAAUGACCAUUCACACAACAGUGUCCUGGUGGACACCAACAAGAUAGAAGGGAGUAAGCCGGAGUACAUAAGGCCGAUGUACAAAUGGGCAGUGGGCAGCUGGGAGGACUGCUCUGUGACCUGCGGCAAUGGUUUGCAGAAAAGGUCAGUGGAGUGCCUUGACACCGACGGGAAAUUAGUGACCGACUGCGACACUGCGCAGAAGCCCAACGACAUCCGUUUGUGCGGCGACCCGUGUCCCGUGUGGAGCAUAGGAGAGUGGUCCCCCUGCUCCAAAACAUGCGGGAAAGGGUUCAAAAGGCGGGUUUUACGCUGCAUGACUCAGACCGGCCUGCUCCUACCCCGAGACCACUGUAACAGCAAGAAGAAACCGCAGGAACUUGACUUCUGCACGCUGCGGCCAUGUUAAUGAACCCCAGCCGCCAGGCCCAUCGCUUACAGGAUCUGUCAAACGCAUUCGGCACAAAAGUCAACGAUCCAGACCGAUGUGCUCUGGUGCAUCGGCUUAUACGGGGGCAAAACUUGCUGAGAGGAGCAGUAAAUCGAGAGAGGUACGAACUGUAGGCCAUCGAUUCAAAUGACACAGAGUGGGAGUUACACACAGAAGUCUACCUCUAAUAAAGAAAAAAAAAUAUUGUGAUUUGGACACUGACAGUGUUUUCGGGAUUCAGUCUUUUAGAAACCGAUAAGAUGCCAAAGAAAGUACAUGAAAUGAAUUAAGAAUCACUGGAAUUUUAGGAAAGCAUAUAUUGUUCCACAUAAGGUCUUGACUUCCCCUCACUUCAAAUAAGCAAAUGUUUUUUAACAAUUUUUCUGCAAAAGAAAAACAGUUAUAUCUCUUCUUGUUGUUUUCUGCUAAGAUCCACAGAAAGGGAUGCUGCAUAAAAUGUGUGUACUGUGACUACGUCUAGGAUUAAAUAAUGAAACUGACACACCCCUCAAUGUUUUGACCCCCAAAACUUUUAAAAGUAGAGAUUGGAGUGACAAGUGUCGAUAAACAUACUAAUUGUUAUUGGUGAUUGAAUACAAGCCUAUACUUGAAAAGCAACCAAAUUUUGAUUCAAGCACUUCUUUGAAGUCCUAAAUGCAUAAGGUAAAUAUCUCUAAAUAAAUGUUGUUUACAAGAUUUAUUUUUAGCAGUGUAUUAGUAUAAUCACACAAUAUUAGAUUCUCAAAAUUUAAAUUCACUCUGAAAGAAAAAUGAACCCUACCAAAAUAAUUUUGAAAUUUGAAAUGCCCGCAUCAGUGUAAAUACAAUUCUUUAUAUAUUUUUCUAAACCAUUCUUCUUGCACAAAACAUUAAAAAAUACAGAAAAAAUCCAAAGAUAUAUAUUUCCUAAAUGUAUAAAUGUGUUGCUUAAAAGUUUAAUUUAUUCACCAUUUUCAUAAUGUUACAAAUAAUGUUUCUGUAUCAAAAAUGUACAAAUCCCAAUGCUCAAUGCAAAAUGGGAUUAUCCCUUUACUGAUGUGCAUGCCUAAUGAAAAUUAAGUGUCCAGUUUAUUAGACUGAUAAAAUUUAGUGUUUUGUAUAAAACAAAUUAUACAUGUGAUUAGAAUUCUGUAUAUGAAGAACGCUGUACUUUGAAACAUGAAAGCAAAAGUCCUUCGUAUAAGGAAAUGAAAGUGUACACAAAAACAACAAAUUUUAAAAAUAUGACUUAAAACAGAGGUAUUAAUAAAUGCCUGUCAAACCCUGGAACAAUGCAUGGAUAAAAUGUGCAUUAAAUUAUUUAUAGAUUACAUAUAUAGGUUUGUGUAUGCAGAAAGUAACACUUUUUUGUCUUUUAUUUUAGGGACUCAAAUGUUACCAAUGCAAUACAGAAUGAAAGUAUGUACUGUAUCAUACAUAUAUUUCUUUUCUUGAAAAAAACUGUAUUGCUGUACUAAUGCUUUCUUACCUGGUGUGGUCAACUGUGUCUUGAAAAAGCUGUAUUGAUUCAGCUUUCCUUUUCUUCCCUCUCAGUGUAGAUAUAUGUGUGUAAGGUUAUAAAAUGCCUAUGUACUGCAAGGAGCUCACUCUACUCAGUCACUUUAUCACUGCUUGAAGUCCCCUUAGCAAAAGCAUAAAGGACUGAUGCAUUAAGCCAUUUCUUCUUUAUAAAAUGCCUUCUUCAGUUGAAGCACUUGGUGUGAUUAAACAAAGGUGCUUCUCAUCAUGGUUCAAUUCACCUCACAAAGUAACUUUUUCAGCAAAACAACCUGCACAGAAAGGUAAUCAAAAGUUAAAUGAAUGGAAAUAAUCUGAGGAAUAUUAACCAGGGCCUUACAACAAAAAAAGUCAUGGGACACGGACAAAAAGGAAUAUAUGCAGACAGUAAUAUUGGGUCUCCUCCACAUUACUUGUCCAUGCGUAGUUUGGCUGAGGUUUGCAGGAUGGUUAUAUACUGUACCAUGUCGAAUGAUAAUCAGAGGGAUAAAAGGAAAAAAGGCAGUUAGACACAGAGACACCUGACGAUGACUGCACGCUCACUGAGAACAGUCCCUGUCUCGGAUUUACUCCUCUACCUGGUUUUCUUGCAGUUGUUGAACUUUAGGAUUUUGGCAGAUACUGCUUUAGUUGGUCCUUAUCCUUUCUGUUCCUUGCCAGCAGUGCAGCUGCUAAUGUCAAGCCCUGUCUGGUACAGUUGCCGUCAAAAACGUAAAUUAUUUCAAACAACAAAUCGGCUAAAGGCCUAGUUUUGGUCAAUGCGCAUCCUCAAAUCUGACAUGUAGUUUCUCCCACUGUAUGUGCUGAGUUUUUUAUAACUAUUUUAAAUGAGAAUCCUGUAUUCCAUUAAACCACAUAUUUUUGCUGUUUUGUUUUUUUUGGUUCGAGGGGACCACAUCUUCCAUCUAAAAGAUGGUUCCUUUAUUACUUGUAAUUUUGUUUUCUUUUGCACAUUGUACAGCAAAAGACUUUACACCUUUUGUACUGGCUGCUCUGUAUACUAUGUAUACAUCCAUUCAGCAGUGCACCAAUAAAAUAAUGUAAAAAGAA